Messenger RNA from Saprolegnia parasitica CBS 223.65, 936 nucleotides. RefSeq lists its product as hypothetical. The record is from RefSeq and is a predicted model, not a curated record. NCBI's taxonomy places the organism in Eukaryota, Oomycota, Saprolegniomycetes, Saprolegniales, Saprolegniaceae. The coding region runs from base 1 to 936 and encodes 311 amino acids. The transcript has 5 exons.
AUGGGCGGCGCCGAGUCGAUUCCGGUUCAGCCCGAGGGCGCGCGCCUCAAGAAGAUUUACUUGCACUUCGAGGAAGGCGACGAGGCCCACCACCUGACGCUCAAGCUCACGAUCCCGUCCAAGUGGGCGGGCGCGACCGUCGACCGCUUGAAGGAGAAGCGGCCCAACAACAAGGUAGACGCGAGCGAGUACCACCUCGAGCGCAGCGAAGGCCGCGUGCUGCGCGGCGACGAGACCAUCCACGACACGAUCAAGAGCCGCGACGACGUCUACGUCAAGCUCGGCCCAUCGACGUUCAAGCACAAGAAGGAUGCAGCCGAUGAGGAGCGCGAGAAGGAAGUGCCCAAGGAGCUCGUCCAGUGCAAGAACUUCGGCUGCCGGGAAAAGUUCGUCGACAGUGAGAACCACGGCCUCGCGUGUCGCCAUCACAAGGCACCGCCGACGUUCCAUGACACGAAGAAGGGCUGGUCCUGCUGCUCGUCCAAGAUGGUCUACGACUGGGAUGACUUUGAAAAGAUUGAGCCGUGCGCGGUUGGCUUCCACAGCGCCGUUGGCAACCAAGCGCCGGUUGUUGCCGAGACGCCGGCGCGCGCCCCCGUGCCGGUCGUUGCCGCGCCGGCUGCGCCCGUCAAGUCGAUCGACGACUACAACAAGUCCAACCCGACCGCGGUCACGUCAAUCUCGUCGAUCACAGCCAAGCCCGUGGCCCCCAAGCGCACGGACGGGAAGGCGAAAUGCGUCAACUAUGGUUGCCAAGUCGAGUACUUUGUCGAUAUCAACGACGACAAGUCGUGCGCUCACCACGCCGGCGCGCCCGUCUUCCACGACAGCGGCAAGUACUGGAGCUGCUGCCCGAAGGACGUCAAGUACGACUUUGACGAGUUUUUGAAAGUGCCCGGCUGCGUCGUCUCGGCCCACAAGGAUGUGCGCGACUAA